Funneliformis geosporum is the source of this 155-nucleotide messenger RNA. The record is from the annotation of a GenBank genome assembly. NCBI's taxonomy places the organism in Eukaryota, Fungi, Glomeromycota, Glomeromycetes, Glomerales, Glomeraceae.
AUUUUAAAGCUAAAGAUAUCAGUGAAUGGUUAUAUAAAAUUCGUGAUGAUAGUAUUAGACUAAGACAUUUCCUUGAUGCAAAUAAUGCAGAUGAAAUAGAAGCAAUACUCUCAGAUCGUGAAGGCCAUUCCUUACAUGAAUAUAUUGAUAGCUAA